Molecule: messenger RNA, 6535 nt
Organism: Cryptococcus deneoformans JEC21
Lineage: Eukaryota; Fungi; Basidiomycota; Tremellomycetes; Tremellales; Cryptococcaceae
Product: expressed protein
Exons: 7
Coding region: 199-2769 (856 amino acids)
Biological process (GO): regulation of DNA-templated transcription
Molecular function (GO): DNA-binding transcription factor activity, RNA polymerase II-specific; zinc ion binding
Source: RefSeq, a predicted model, not a curated record
AAAUAACUCGAUAAACCACCAAUUGCCGCUGCCAUUCUUCGUCCACUUCCCUAAGCCAUCGCUUAGUGUUCAAGUCCUCAUCUCCUUCGGAAGCCGUUUCAAAACCUCCAACUGCGAUCAGCGUUCAUUAAUCGCUAUCUGCCUCCACUCCACCGCCCACGUUUAUCCCAGUCACACUUCUCUGCGGCAUCCCAUCCCAUGGCCUCCACACGAGAGUCAACGCCUCGACAGCCAGUCAUUGAGCCUCGCGCUAAAAGAACGCAUGCUAGACGUUCUUGCAGCAUAUGUAAGCUCCGUAAAAGCCGAUGUGAACUGCCAGACCUUAAUGUGCCAUCCGGCCCAGAUCCUUUACCGGAAGACAAAGCUUGCCACAGAUGCAAAGUUCUGUCUCUCCCAUGCGUUGUUGAUGAUAGCAACCGCAAGCAACGUAAACGGAAAGACCCGCCGGCCGGGAGUUCCGGUCUCUCUCAAGGGCAAGAGACCCCUGAAGCUGGUCCAAGUACGUCAAAGAGACAGGAGCCCAUUCCAGCUGGUCCGAGCCAUACGCUUGCUUCCAAGUUUACCAUACCAUCACAAAGUAGCAUUCACGCGAUUGAUCACUCGCUAGACCUCCUUCCAGGGCUUUCCGUCUUCAAUGGACAAGCGUUGGCUGAGGACCCGGUGGACAAUUUUGAGAAGCUGAAAAGGGAGCUAGGGGCACGUGGCGUCGACAGAGAAUCCGGAAACACAUUAAGCAUCAAGCUCCAUGGCAGGCCCCUCGAGCUGACAUGCGCAAUGCUGAGGGUUGCUUAUGGGAGAAAAGAAAAAAGAGGCAAGCGGAUGAAGCUUGAAGAUGACGAGAUUGAGGUGGAUGUCAUAAUUGAUGAAGCUAUGAUGGCUCGUCUGGCUCCUGGGGUAUCUCAAUUGAUGACCUACCACCCCCAUCUGGAUGACCUGCCGACAAUGUUUAACGAAUAUAGAAGGAAUCCAGAGCCCACAAUUGCACUCCUGAUUGCUAGUGUCGCGUAUCUUGCCAGUUCUGUGCUUCCACCGGACUCGACUAUCAUACAUCUCCGCAACGAACUUACCCCCUUCAUUUACCAGCGUCGUGAUUUUUUGCUUCUCCACCACCCCCAUACGUUUUUCGCGUUGCAAGUGCUUGAGUUAUUCAUCACCCAUUGCCCUUUUGGUAUAUUACCCAUACAGCCCGCCAACCUCCAUACUUUAGGUGUUGCGAAAGGCGUAACAGCAGCGGCCAAAGAUAUCUCCAGUCAGCUUAACUUCGACAAACUGAUUCACCAAAUACUUGCGGGACCAGGCCUUCGUCAUAGCUUUAAUUGCGGAGAUAUCUGGCUUUGGCUGGCUCUUAAUGCAGCCGAGGCCGCCGCAAUGCUGGAAGAAAGUAACCCGCAGAAACCUAUCCAGCUUGCUGAGGCUAGACGUAUCACGGAAUCAUUCUUCAAGCUUACAGAUGAAGGGGCUUGCCUCUGGCAAGAACGUUUGGGAAGGAUGGAAAUAACUGUGUUAGUGGGCAGGCUUGCUCUUUGCGAUAAGAUUGCCCGGCUUGAAGAAGUUUUGGAUGGAAUGGCGAGGAUCAGGGGCGUCCUUGAACAUAGCGCACGUGAUCCGACUGUGGAUCCUGUGAGGGGAAUUCUAGCCGAGUUUGAAGAAUACACAAAGAAGACUGAUGAGAUAGACAGGCGCCAUGGGGCAAUGAUAGCCAUGAUGCAAGGAUAUUCCAAGAACAUCGAAACUGGCUGGGUCACCUAUCGUGCAAUCCGUAGAAGGUAUGAGUUUAGCAAGCUCCAUGUCACUGGCCUUCGUGCUCUCAUGGCAACUCACUUCCUCCCUGGAUCUCCAUACGCUUAUCCAGACCUUCCCUCUUUUGUUUCUCCUGCACAUGCUGUUGCGUAUGCCAUCGGGCGAGCUUGUCACCCUCCUGACAUUGUUCGCUUCAUCGGUGGCACUUCCAAUGCCGGGGGUGCCAGUCCGGCUGUGCAAGCUGUGUGGGAAUGGGGUCAUCGACGGAGAGUGAACAUGGAACAUAACCUGGUUGCCUGUGCCGAGCUUGCUCAAACAUACGGAUCCGAUCUGACUGGCAUGGUUUAUACUUGCAUUGUGCCGCUCCAUGAGUGUAUUUGCAUAGCUGUCGAGUCGUCAAAGAUCCUCAUGGAAAUGGAAGCCGGCACGAUCCAUAUUCUCCGUUCUCAUAAUCAACUCUAUAAGGCUGCUCGGCCGCGACCAUGGCUUGAAAUCAUGAAGCAAGUAUCCCAAACUAUGCACAACGUCAGCAUGAUGAUGCACGAUGAUGGAUUGGGAGGCGAGACUUUGGCAAAUGGUGCUAGUAAUCUUAUUGGCUCCAUGGUUCGAGUUGCUGAGAAAUGGGUGACUAGCGGUCAAGAAGAGGCUGCUCGACAAGGAACGGAGGAGAUGGCCCUUGAUCCUACCCAGGCGCACCAAGGAUACGAUAGCAACACGGAUCCGCACGUCCACAACUCACAUAGACAAAGCGGCGUUACCUCGCAUCAACAGUAUAUGGAUAAGUCUGAUCGCUGGAUGGCGGGUAACGGGCAAUCAUCCAUCUCUCAUCAGCAUGCGAUGGCUACUCCUCCAAUACAUAUAGAUGCUGCCAUCCUUAAUUCUCCUGACCUAUCGCAUCACAACUAUCACACGCCCCCCGUUCUCGGUCGGUUACCAAUUACUACACAGCUUGAUGGCCUCUUAUCGGAUAUGUUUGGUUAUUCCUGUAACCCCGCGCAGCCACCUCAGAACCAAGCGACGCCUCAAUGACGUUUUGCUUUCACACAUGAAGAUGGCAGAGUUCAGUGUAACGCCAAUUUUGUAUACUGGGGCUUGGUUCGAUUUUUCCAUACAUUUCAGUGGUCUUCGUACCAUAUCCUGUAAUCUUAUGGCGGAAUAAUCUUCCUAGAUAAGCAAGCGUCCAAUAACGUCGGCAGAUAGAAUAAGGAUAUCAGCCGUUAGGUGCUGUCACAAUAGAAAUUUAACGCAUACAUAAAACCAUCUUACAUGGCAGUGUGGCAUCACAAUGAUGUUGCAAAUACCUGCACAACGGAGGCAUUUACUAUCGUUGUGGCCUGUACGAUAGCAUUAAGCAACCCCCAUCACGUCGUCUUUCAUGCAAUGAUCUUCCCCAGAUGUCGUCCAACGAAUGUCAGCGCUUUUAUUAUUUCAUAUCCUAUUUACUAUACCACUCCUUUUCACGUUGACAGAGUCUCACAAUGCUGGACUUGGAUCAGUUCGCGAAAGACCGGCGACACAAAAACUCACCAAGGAUCAAGCCAUUAACGAGUGUGAUAUCAAAUCGAUUGGAGUUGGUCAAAAUCUAUGCUCGAAACAGACGUGGGACCAUGCAUGACUCAAGUAUAAAUGACCAUGGAGUCAGGGCCAGAUCUCCUAGAGGAUCCUAAAAAAAAGGUAGGCCAAGCAAGGACCAUUGCCUGCCGCCGCAUUUAGUCAGCUCUUCGAACUCUAAUAAAUCUUGGGGGAGGAGCAAAGCGCCCACCACUGCAGCGAGGGCGUCGAGAUAUUUCCUGCAAAUGCCGAUUGGAAUAUUAUGUCCUCGGCGAGCUGCAUCGUAAGAAGCUGGAUUUUGAAUUUCACAUUAAUCAAGUGAUCGGGAAGGUAAAAACGCCCGAGAAGGAUAAUGACUACUAUAUUUUGGACUCUGAAAGAAACCCACCCAGCAUUGUCAAGUAUUCACACCACUUCGUAUACAAGAUAGAAAUAUUCAGCACCGCACUGGUUGAUACGUCCCCGGUUCAUGAAGAGUUUCGCACACACAGUACUGCAUGGCCAACUACCAUAUGAAUAUGGCACUCUAUUAUCACCUAAUCAAUUAUGUUUCUCCCCCUGUCGAUUUCUAUUUUUCUCACUCAGAACGCCAAGGAUUUUCAAGUGACACGUCCUCCAAACUCGGCGAUGGUGGGUAGUUUGGCCUCACUUCUCUUAAUGGAGAAUCUCUCUCUUCCUCCAAUACAUCUCUUUGCUUGACCUCAGUUGAUGGACCAUUACUACUAUUGACAGGGAUUGGGGGAAAAUGUGACGGUAUUAUGGGAGUUGACGGGGUCGACGGUAUCACAGGACUGUCGGGAGGUGGUAUCAUCGUUGAACUUUCUCUGUUUGAAAGGGGUGGCUGCCUUUCAGGGGAGGCCGGCGUAAUGUUAAUGUUCUCUAAGUUUUCAGGGAUUGUUCCUACCUGCAGAGGUCUCUGGGUGGCCCUGGGAUCAAGUAGUAUCUGCACUGCACGACGAACAUCGUAGUUGAGGGGUAUACCUUUCGGAAGUUUCCCUUCACCAAUCUCCCCUGAUUUACUCUCAUCAACCAAGUAAAUCUCUCCCAAGGCCUUUGAAGCUAGUUCUGACAUGAUCUCUACUGUCUGUUCACGCGAAGAGCCACUGGCAAGAUACUGACGGCCUUCCUGAGCUAAGCGCCUGUCCAAUUCGAGCACAAACCCUUGAGCAGCAUGAGCAUCCGUCACCGACACAAAUAGUUUCAGUCGUGAAGGGCGAUCGUAAAAAUAACGACUUGAUUGACGACUUUUCUCUAGCUCUUGCAGCAGGCCGAAACUAGGUUCAAGGACAAGAUCGACAGUAGCACCGACCUGGUUCUUUGGCAGAUAGGACAAGAGCAGAACUUCGAGAGCUGGAAAUCCGCCAAUGCGAAGAAAUUUGUGAGGGUCUGCGAUGUGUAUUGGAAUGUAACCGCCGAGGUCAAGUGAUCUUACGAAAUCGUGUGCUCUCUGAUCUUGCACAAUGUCAGUGCUCCUACUGUAUUGAAUCUUCUCGCCGCUAUAAGACCAAGCGAUCCAGAAAGUUACAGAGUUAAAAGUAGAGUUUUCGGCUGUGAUAGUACUUUUAUCCCAGGCAUACUGUCUGAUGGAUUGAAAACAUAUUUCGCCUGGGGCCAGUCUUGAUAAAGCCUUUCGCACAUUACGGUUAGCUCCAAGACACGGGGCACUCUUGUGACAAGCUGCCGCUGCGCAACACUUGCUUCGGGCUUUGGUUUAUCUAGGUUUGCAGAAUUGACCCCAUUCAGAGUCCAGCCUGGUCGGAAUAUCAGCCUUCUGCGGACGAAUGGGUCUCGGUAUAUCAUGUCGUCUUUAGUCUUAUCGAAUAUUUUUGCAAGCUCGAGGUGGACGGUCCUGAAAGCUUUCGCCGACUCGUCUAUUCUAUCGGUCCAACCUUCAGCAAUAUCAUCAACGGAAGACUGAGGUCCUCCAGGUAAGAAUACAGUCAGAUCGAGGCGGUAACCUUCCCCUUCUCUCAUAGCUUGAGCUCUCAUUGCAAGCCCUGACAAGUCAAGACCUACAAAAAGCCUUUGGGUCAUGUUGAGUCUUCCAAGAUACUCCAUCCAUCCCAGCAUUUGCGCCACGGGUCCAAGUUUAUCAUGCGAAGCCAUCUGAACAGGUUCGUCACAUAUACCCAUCCUCUCGCUGUAAUGCUUGCACCGGAAGGUAUCGCAAUACCAAGCAAGCACCAGCUUGUAUGGGUACAGAGGAUCAUCUUUAUCAACCCCGAUACUUUCGACGAAUUUGCUAUAAGAGCGCUUCUUGUCCAGGGAUGGAGCCAUACUGGCACGUCUAGUCAUAGUGUCUGCAAGCAGAACGAUGUUAUCGAAGCUUAUAUGCUUCCCAAAUCGUUUUGCCAUCACCAUCGCAACUGCAGGGACUGGCCCAAGAUGUUCGUCCCACUCGUCUUGCAGAGCUUUGACCCAGAGAGAAUCCCUUGGCGUUGCCAUACUUAUCUCUUCCGCUUGCUCCAUGGCGUCCAGCAACCCUUCGUCCAGCUUGCCUUUUCUACGUAACUCUUUCGCGGCCCACUCCGCCGGAUUAACGAGGAUUUUUUGAUGGCUUUCCCACUUUUCCUUCCUCUUUACUGGGGAAUUUUCAAAGGUACCCUCUCUGGUCUGGUCUGUCACACCCACAUAGUCCUCCCAUUUUCGAACAUGUUUUGUAACCUCAUGAGGUGAUAGGCCUUCGUAAUCUACCCAGUGGAUACGAUUGCCCUUAGCGGUAUUAGGCGAGGGGGGAAGAGAGUCAUCGGAGCCUCGUUUGCGGAUGAUGCUCUUGGCUGGGCUUGCUGAACGAAGAUCGGGUAUAGGCGACAGAAGAGGGGGCGAAGAUGGUUGUAACCACUCGGGCUUCUCUUUUAUUCUCUUGGUCUUCUCGCUUUUCGAUUUCUUGGAUUUCGAACUGGUUUUGUCCCGCUUCUUUUUGAAUUUUCGGUUCCCAUCGUACCUGACCGGCUGCGAUGAAUCGCUUGAUGUUGCUGAUGAAGCAGUUUGGCCAUCUGACUUCUCUUUCGGCUUCCUUCUUUUACGAUCCUUGUCCUUUGUAUGAUUUGAUAGCGAUGCGUCUGGAUGACUUUCCUUGCUCGAAGACUGUUUUGCCUUGUUCUUACCGUUUCCUUUGCCGAAGAAGAAUAUGUAUAAGACUAGGAUGAGGAAGAGAACGACAACGAGUGAUUGUGCCGAUUUGGCAGAUGUUCGGAUAGCUACACGAGAUGAGUGUACCUCGACCAUUUUUCGACCUUUUCAC